Molecule: messenger RNA, 923 nt
Organism: Drosophila takahashii
Lineage: Eukaryota; Metazoa; Arthropoda; Insecta; Diptera; Drosophilidae
Source: RefSeq, a predicted model, not a curated record
UGUUUUAGGGAUUUUCGUGCUUUCGCUUUACGGUCAUACUGAGCACAUCUUAUUUUGUUGGCCCCGUAGUUUUUCACCGAAAAGGUUUUGCGCCAGGAUCAAGAGCAGGAGGAACUUGAAAGAUGGGAGCCCGACAGUCUCAAUCCCGCGAACCCCGAUCCGUUUCGAUGGAAAACCCAACUCCUGCCGGCGUUAUUGAUAUAUCCGACGAUGUGGUCAAGCGACUGAAGGCGGGGAUCUCGCAGCAGGCUCGUGAGCACGCCGCCGCUGCAGAAGAUUCGAAGCCAGCGGGGCCCAAGGCAACACCAAAGGCAGCUGCCAAGCCGGCCACAUCCUCGCCAGCUGCUGCUGCCGCUCCCAAAGUGUCCUCCUAUCCCGCAGCGGUGCCCAUUUACGUGCAGGGCGGUGGACACACCAUCAGUGCGGCCGAUGUGCAGCGCCAGAUGAACCAGGAGCUGGUCAAGAACGACGAGCUGUGGAAGGAGCGCAUGGCGAAGCUGGAGGAGAACCUCAAGAAGACCAACACCAUCCUGGAGAAGGAGUACGCCAAUGCGGUGGACAAUGUGCACAAGCGAUUCGUGAGCACCGCGUCGUCGCACAAAGUGCCUCCCUGCCAGGAUCUCAAGUCCCAGCUGCUCGCCUGCUACCGUUCGCAUCCCGGCGAGACGCUGAAGUGCAUGGAGGAGGUUGCCCAGUUCCGGCAGUGCAUCGAUCUGCAUCGCGUCAAGAAACUGGACGCAGAGCCAGAGGCUCCCAAGGCGGCCAGCAGCAAGGCAACCGUUCCUGCCAAGGCGGCCUAGAGAUUCUUGUCCUGAUUUGUUGACGAUAGCCUUUUCUUUGAGGCCCCCUAUGGGCUUUGUAUAAACGAUGGAGCGAACGAAAGUGUCAUUGCGAUAGUAAACUAAUUUAAAUGAAUCAAAAAA